GCUGUAACAUUCCAUCAAGAAUUGAGACGUGAGGAGACAUAUUAGUUCAGACUUGAGAGAGAGAGAGAGAGAGAGAGAGAGCAGGGAGGGAGAGUUGACACAAAGGAAAAAAUAAUAAUCUAGCUAGAACUAGAAAUACCCCAUGGGAGAAAGGGUGGAAGAAGAAAAAAGGAGAGAUCAAGAAAACGGAGGUGAUCAACAUAGGGCAACGAAAAGUCAUCAUGAGCAGGAGCGGAAGCCAGUACACUUUGUGCUGGUACAUGGGGUAAGUCAUGGUGGAUGGUGCUGGUAUAAGAUCAGAUGCUUGAUGGAGAAUUCCGGGUAUAAAGUCUCCUGUAUUGACCUCAAAGGUGCUGGCCUGGAUCAAACCGAUCCCAAUACCAUUUUUUCAUUUCAAGACUACAACCAGCCUCUCCUGGACUUCUUGGCAGCCUUGCCUGGCGAUGAACAGGUGAUUUUGGUAGGCCACAGCGCCGGAGGGCUUAAUGUCACGGAUGCAACUUACAAGUUCCCAAACAAAGUCAGCCUUGCAGUCUAUGUUGCAGCGACCAUGUUAAAGAAGGGGAUGCUGAAUGAACAAGACGUCAAAGACGGUGUUCCCGAUUUUUCUGAUAUUGGUGAAUUUGGCGAUGUAUAUGACGUUGGAUUCGCUUCAGGGCUCGAUCAGCCUCCAACUAGUGUAGUUAUCAAGAAACACUUGCUCCGCAAACUCAACUAUCAAAUGUGCCCCGAAGAGGAUUCCACAUUAGCAGCAAUGUUGGUGCGUCCCGGGCCCAUUCGAGCACUCACUUCAGCUCGAUUCAAAGGAGAAGGAGAAGAAGGGAGUGAGAGGGAAGAUGCAGUGAACAAAUUAGUGCCCAGGAUUUACAUCAAAACGGCGUACGAUCGAGUGGUGAAGCCGGCACAACAAGAAGCAAUGAUCAAGAGAUGGCCACCCUCUGCUGUCUACGUUUUGGAAAGUGAUCAUAGCCCAUUUUUCUCUGCUCCCUUCGCCCUCUUCGGUUUUCUCGUCAAGGCCGUCGCUGCCCUCUGAUGCAUGCUCUGCAAAAAGCCGUAUCCAGUAUUCCCAUUCUAUUCUAGAUGAACGAAUUACAUCCACCGAAAAAUAGGGAUAACAAAAAACAGAAAAUUUUAGUGUUUGGAUUGCCAAA
Molecule: messenger RNA, 1151 nt
Organism: Coffea eugenioides
Lineage: Eukaryota; Viridiplantae; Streptophyta; Magnoliopsida; Gentianales; Rubiaceae
Product: methylesterase 17-like
Exons: 4
Coding region: 143-1033 (296 amino acids)
Biological process (GO): jasmonic acid metabolic process; salicylic acid metabolic process
Molecular function (GO): methyl indole-3-acetate esterase activity; methyl salicylate esterase activity; methyl jasmonate esterase activity
Source: RefSeq, a predicted model, not a curated record